This is a messenger RNA of Photinus pyralis (common eastern firefly), 3958 nucleotides long. RefSeq lists its product as uncharacterized. The record is from RefSeq and is a predicted model, not a curated record. The coding region runs from base 557 to 3589 and encodes 1010 amino acids. Gene Ontology annotation, molecular function: protein binding. Lineage: Eukaryota; Metazoa; Arthropoda; Insecta; Coleoptera; Lampyridae. The transcript is spliced from 8 exons.
UUCUCGAGGCUAAUAAAUUUAUUGUGGUGCCGUGCUCCACACGCGAGUUUCGGUCCCUGGGACUCCUGCUAUUGUGUCAACUGGACGAGGCAUUUCCAACGUAAUUUCGAUGACCCUCUUUGUAAUUCCACCACUUGAUGUAUGGGUUUAUGUUGAUGGACAAUCCUACAUCUUUUGGUGAGGAAUUCUGAAGUGAGAGUCGGUACGAUAUAAAACGAAAUUAUACGAUUAUUCUUCGUGUGCAUUAUACGUAACAUGAAGCCGGUGUUUUAACUCUCCUACCUGUUGGUAAACGCCAGGUGUAAAAGAAACGGUUGGGUUUUUAACGAAGUGCGCUUUUGACGAGAUAAAUUCGAAGUUAUAAUGUGCUCGUGUGGUUACAAAGUUACAUAAAUGUUAGUUCUCUACCCAAGGAGUUUGAACGCUUAAAAAACUGGAUCAAAACUUUAUACAAACAUCCGUUGAGGUUGAUGGGUAUGGGCCUUAUAAACCUGUGCCGCCACCUAAACCUCUACCACAGCAAAACUCCAGUAGUGCACCACCUCCGCCCUACAGAAUGCCACCGUACCCCCUGUUCAACGAGCCAAGUAUUCCAGGAGCUACCGGUUUGGAAUCGUCUGGAAAUUUAAGCAACUCGCAGGGAUUACAAACGCAUUCAAGCAAAUUCCCGAUUGAACGAGAGGUGAUUUUAUCCAGUGCGGAUAAAAACUCCAAAAUUCCAAUACUACAAGAGUACAAAAAAAGAUCAAAGUCUGCCAUCGCACCUGACAUACCUCCCAAACAAAUGGCCGCCUGGACACAAGCUCAAAGACAAAUGACACUGCAGUCCCAGGUUUUGAAUCCUGAUCAGAUUCAUCCAGCGCAUAUCCAUCAGACCCAACAAAAUAAUUUGCACAAUGGUGUAGACCAGACGGGUCUAUACAGAUCACCAUACCUGUCCGUGUCAGAUUUUUACAAUGGCCAAAAUACUGGCGCGGUUCCCCGUUCUACGUGGCAAGGCGGAGAAGUUAGACCUUCGCCUGCUCCACGCCAAUACCCACAAAGUGAUGACAAUCAAACGAAUUCUCCCAAUGUAGCAAUAUCUAUAGAAACUGCAAAAGACAACAAUCAAAAAGAGACACCCAAGAGUUCUAAGUCAGUAACCAAGACUUAUCAUACAAUCAAAGACUUGAUCUCCAAUCGGUUUCGGAGCGGAAAGGAAAACUCAGAUGAGAAAAUGGACGAACCUGGCUUAAAUAAUGUUACAGAUGAACUGAGAAAAAGUGCAAGAAGCAUAGACCGCCUGGGUGACGAAUAUUCGGACGAACUCACUAACAAUUUUAAAAAGACAGUCGGUGAUCAGGGUAUUUAUGGUAAACCAAGAACGGAGCCAAAUUUAAACAUGCAACAACAACACCAUUACAAUCAACAGAUGAUGCAACAGCACCUACUCUCACAGCCAGCCCCGCAAUCGCGUCAAACUGCUCAACAGUACCAGCUGGCACAACAGCUGAAAGGUCAAGGACAAAAUUUCUACCCCAAUCAUCAGCUCACCCAAGCAAGAUCUCAAGAAAUUUUAGCCCCGUGCACUCCUGAACAAAUUUAUUACCAAAGUCCGUACGGUUCCGCAGCUCAACGGCCUAUGCAACGUUACGGCAUGUCGCAAGGUUCGGAACAGAAUUAUAUUUUAAUGCACCACUCCCAGUUGGACGAGCGUGAAAUGCAGAACGAGAGGUUUCUUGAUGAUCGCCGGCCGAAUGUGGAAAAAAGAAGCGCGCAACAAUUGGAAAGGGAUAAUCUGAGGCAAAGAAGCUUUGAGACCCGUAGGACUGCAUCCCAGCCACAACUCGCGUGUGAUGACGAAGUUACAGCCGAGACCACCACCAAUCACCCUUACCCGCACCUAGUAUCAGCUCACGCACGAAGAGGCUCGCACGGGAAUCUAAUUGAAACUAUAGGCGCCGCUAAUGAGAAUGAAAAAGACAGCGACGACGGUGGUUUCCUAAAGCGCACCACUGACAGACAAGAAAAGGAAGGAUCCGACCUACAAAUCCCCGAUACCAGCACGGGACCAAACACAACUGACACGCAAGAAAGUAGUGGAUAUAACGAUUCGAAAAUUUCAGAUGCUCUGAUGGGUUCGCCCAGAAAGCGACUCGAAGGCGAGAUUGGCAGAAUAGAAGGCGUCUACAACAUCGGCCAAAAACCCAUUAAACCCAAAACCGACAAGAAAAUGACGGGAGAAUCAGGGGCGAGUUCCGAUUACGAUAAACCAGGCCAAAGUUCAUCAAAUGCCGAUUCUGGGCGAGGAAGCGCCGCUUACAGUAGUGGGAGGCGACCCGGCACCAAAGGAAUACAAGAAUCCCCCGAGUUACAUCGUAACAAAACCAACUUCAAGGACCUCUACCACUCAAGUCAAGAUUCUGAAUGGGUGGACGUUGUCGAAAACGAGCUGCGUACCAUCCUUGAACCAAAAUUGCACGAGCUCUCCUUACAAGGAAAUAGCGUAGGCAUCUCAAAUUCGACCUUAAGCGAAAGUAUAUCAUCGAUGACCCCACCGUUACCACCUCUAUCACCCGGUGAACAAUCCUCGCCGAAUUUAACACCACGAAAUUCCGCCAAGUUUAAGAAACAUAGCAGCCUUCCGUAUGGAAGUAAGCCGGAUUAUGGUCAUGAAACGUACAAUAAGUUACACAAAGGGCACGCGGUGGGAACGGGUCGUUGGUCGAAUGCGACACCACAGAAACAACGAAAUAAGAAGAUAGAUCACAAUGCGGCUUUUAGAGCAAAGCAAGCUUUUGGGUUUGAUAACACUGAUAUUGCGUCGACUACAACCCGAUCUUUAGAUUUGGAAUCGAUGCUCGACAACCAGAGUGAUUCGGAGGGCGAUAUUAGCACGACGGACGCCAGAGCCAUACGCAAACAACUGGAAAGUCUCGAAGGGAUGUAUUCUGAGGUGUUAAAAAUUUUGGGAGUGAAGAAGCACAUGGGGCGGUACCAGCCGUCGGACCCUAGGUUUAGUAAGAGACGUUACGGCAGCAUGUCCUCUUUGCCUUCCAGCUCUGUGAGUAGUAGGCCAAUACGAGACAAACGACGGGCCAACGAAGACAGGAAGAAGGUGAAAGAUAUACGCGGAAUUAAUAAGCGCUUCCAACGGCUUGAAUCACACGUAGUGACCUUGGCUCGGUCCGUUGCCCAUCUGUCUUCAGAAAUGAGAACGCAGCACCUGAUGAUUCAGGAAAUGGAGACAAUACGAGGAGAGAUUUCCGCCUUGCGAACACAAACGAAUAUGCUAAACGUAAGAUCCCAGUCGGCGACGCGUGCGGCCAACGGUUCCAAGGAUCUCCCCAACCUCACUAACCCCACACGUGUCAAAAAACUGACUAAGUUUUUUGGAGAUGAGCCGCCAUUGUUAAGACUCUUCCUUAGAAAGCUAGGAUACGAGAAAUAUGCCAACGUCUUUGAGAACGAACGAGUUGGUAUGGUUGAAUUGCCAUAUUUGAGUGAAGAAAGAUUACAGAAGAUGGGCGUUCCUUUAGGACCGCGGUUGAGAAUACUGCAGGAAGCACAAAUCUCAGUUUGUAAAGAUACAACUUUAUGUAUUGUAUAAAGACGCUUUAUAAAUAAUGGCGGCUCAGAAAGCCUCAGUAAUAUUACUGUUAAUUUAUUACACGUUAGUAAAUAUUUAUAUAUAUUUUUUUUACUUUUAUAUCUAUAUUAAAAGUGGUCAUUGUUGAACGUUAAUUGCCAGUGGUACCAAAGAAAUUAGCAUCAUAUGCCUAAAUUGCUAAUUAAUUAGCUUCAAUGUACAUGAUUUAUUAAAUUAGGAUAUUGUAUUAAUUUAAGGAUAUCAAUAAGUACUGGCUUUAAUUAGUGUUUCGAAUUUAAUGUUGUUUGCUCUUUUUGUUUUAAAUGAAAGGUGCAGAUUAAGAUCAAAUAAUUCUAAUAUUAAUGUUGAACGAAUAAAUAACCGUAGAAC